CAUUACAAGUAAAAAGCCCUGCAUUGAAAAUGUUACUUAAGUAAAAGUAUGUAAGUAUUAUUGGGAAAAUGAACCUAAAGAAUCAAAAGUGAAAGUUCUCAACGCAGAAAAACAGACCCUGUGGCUGUUAUACUAUUAUAUAUGAUAUUAUUAGAUUAUUAUUACUCAUGCAUUAAUGUGUAAGCAGUAUUUUACAGCUUUGGUUGGUUGAAGUGUAGCUAUAUAGGGCUGCAACUACUGAUUAUUUUCAUGAUGUCUGUAAUUAUUUUCUUGGUUAAUCGAUGAAUUGUUCAGAAAAUAUUGAGAAAUGAGCCAAAAGUGACGUCUUCAAAUUGCUUGUUUUGUCACACUAAUAGUCCAAAUCUCAAAAUGAUUCAGUUUACUGUAAUUUAAGACCAAGAAAAGCAUUUGAGAAGCUGGAGUCACAAAGUAUUUGCAGCUUUUCAUGAAAAAUUAGUUCAAGGAUUAAUCAGUUAUAAAAAACAAGACUGUGUCAAAACCUAUUAUAUGGUUGGACCAUGUAUGGUCAUCUUGUGAAAUUGUGGCCAGUUUGUUACAGGGAUAGUUACUGGUAGUGUCUAUAGUGUGAAUUCCAGGAUAUUAAAUGUUCAUCUGCAGUUUUCUGUAGUGGUCCCAGUAAUAUUUGCUGGUAAAGUGUACUCAAGUAGCAUAUCACAUGACAUGGUUAUAAAAAAAGGUUAUAAAUACAGUUGCAAGAACAAUACUUUCCACAUCUAUCUUGCAAUAUAUGUUAACUCCCCCUUCUCUUUCAUCUUGGUUAUCAUGGUGAAAUAUCAUCUAGAGUUAUAAACUCUUUCAAAAUACCAAGCUAGAAUUUGCCACUUUGGGUGGUACCAGUCAGUGAAAAUUCAUGCCUGGGCCCGUCGACUAAUUAGGGAUGACUAAUCAACUCGUUACUGGUGUUACCGGUUACACAGAACAUUUUACAAAAUAAGAUAUUCGUCAAUGAUGCUCAUACGUAGAGCGCUUACUUUGAUCUUUAACAUUAGAUUUUUAGUUUAGAUCUUCCUCAUAUUUAAGAGUUAGUGACAGCGGGCUUCAGGCUGCUGCCAGCGGGUCCUCCUCCGUGUUCAGCCGGGCUGCGGCGCACACAGACGGGGACGAGCCAACCAGAACCCCAGCAACUCGCCUGCCAUCCGGAGAGAGACACACCGAGAGCAGGAUGAGCAGGCAGAGAGCGGGACAGUUGCUACCGGAAAAAACAAGCACCAAGACCCGGGGAGACAUGAGAGCAGCUGUUCGUUAACUGCUGGCGUCACGUUUGUUUACAGCAGCAGGACGGAGAACAGACGUCUCACUCCGCUACUUUUUUUGCUGCGACUCUGGUGCUGCUGCAGACGCUCCCGCAGCAGACAGUCAGUUUAUAAUUGUAUCGUCCGUCGUCCGACUAAGUAUUGAUAAAACGCUUGAUACUUAACAAGUUGGAUUUUUUUUAUUUGAUGAACUUGGGUGCUGAUACGUGAAAAUGAAAUAAAUUGGGUUGUUUCUAUAGAAAAAAGCAAAACUACGGUAUGGGGGGUGGGCAAGUUAUGUAAUUGGUGUAUGCCCAAAAUCGACCACCGUGCCAAGCCAAGCCCCUAUCCGCCUUUUUUCUGCCUCUUUCCCGGUUGAUGAGGCUGCGUUGGAUUGUACAUGAAAGUUUUGACAGCAUAUUGGGUGCAAAUUCAGGAGGCUUACCUCCACCCAGUAACCGCCGUUACAGUCAUAUCAGGCGAACCCACAGAGCAGCUACAAGUUUCAUUUUUCAUCUACACGACUCGUCUUUCUAAUGCCGUUGUUCGUCGUUUGUGAUGUGAAAACAUCUGAGAAAUAAACAGUUUGCGUCCUGGUAUUAGUUCAGUUAAAAUCCAAACGUACUACGGAGCAUCUCUCCUGCCGGCUGCUGACAGCUCUGACAGCAGGAGAGUCGAUCACACUGGACGGCGGAGGAGGAAACACACAGAAGCUGUAUCUAUUUAAACUGGAGUGUAGCCGACUUCGCUGCAUUUAACACCGGAGCUGAGAGCAUCAGAGCUUGGAGCAAGAAAGAGCAGCAUUUCGAAAAAGCAACAGCCAAUGGCGAAACUCCAAAACUCGGCUGGCCAACCAAUGAGACAGCAGAGCCACCGGAUGGUGAUCUUCAUAGCCAUCUUCAUCCUGAUGACACUCCUCAUCCUAUACAGCUCCAACAACAACAACGAAAGCAUCUACACUCCCUUCAAUGUGGCUGCAAAUAAUGCUCUCAGGUCUACAGAUUUGAAGAAGUGGGCUGGGAAAGACGGUUAUGUGCCCGUUUACGGUAACAAGAAUAUGAGCUUACACUGUCGUAACUGUGCGCUGGUGACAAGCUCCAGCCAUGUUCUGGGUAGUCAAGCGGGAGAGGAGAUCGACCGUACGGAGUGCGUGAUCCGUAUGAAUGACGCCCCCACGUUGGGUUAUGAGACUGACGUAGGCAAUCGCACCUCUCUGAGGGUCGUAGCCCACUCCAGCGUGUUCAGGGUGGUCCGCAGGCCUAAUGAGUUCCUGCGCCAUUCAGACAGCAACUCUAUGAUCAUCUUCUGGGGACCCCCGAACAAGAUCGGGAAGGACGCCAAAGGAACCUUGUACAGAUUGAUCCAGAGAGUCAGCAUGACCUACAGCAACAUGUCUUGUUUCAGUGUCACACCAAUCAAGAUGCGCAGAUUCGACAGUCUGUUUCACAGGGAGACGGGACGAGACAGACAAAAAUCUCACUCGUGGUUGAGCACAGGCUGGUUCACCAUGGUCAUGGCCAUUGAGAUAUGUGAUAAUAUCAAAGUAUAUGGGAUGGUUCCACCCAAUCACUGUGGAAAGAAAUCUGUAUCCAAGAAGAUGCCCUACCACUACUACAAACCCAGGGGGCCUGAUGAAUGUGUAACGUACCUACAGAACGAGAGCAGCCGUAGAGGGAACCACCAUCGCUUCAUUACCGAGAAACAGGUGUUUGCACGCUGGGCCAAGCAGUACAACAUCACCUUCACUCAUCCCAAAUGGUGAAAAGACUUUUACGAGAACCACAAAGAGAUUUAUUUGCACUCACAAAAGCCUGAAUGAGCGCUACGGGCUGGAUUUUACUACAACUCCCCUUGAAUGAGCCUUCAAAUAACCACAUGAUGAAUGACAGCUAUUUUCAGGAAUCGCCUCGAGGAUUUGAAAAAAAAAAAAAAAAGCUUUUGGAAAAAAUCUAUUAUCGGACCAAAUGACUGAGAUGUCUGAGAAUGUUUUCUGUCGCAAAAGAAUCUCAGUUUUGAGAGGUUUCUGAAAUACUCCAGCCGUCUGAUAAGCGUUUUUUUGUAAAUAGAGAAGAAAAAUAAUUUUUACACGUUUAUAUUUUUGUUAUUAUGUAUUGAAAAUGCACUUCUGUUUCCCAUGUUGAGGUGGGAUUAUAUAAGCAAGUUCCUCUAAUUAGAUGUGACUAUGUGGCCUACAACCCUCUUUUCAUACACAAACUAAGACGAAAACUUACAAGCAUCAGUAUAUAACAUCUUAACACAAGGCUGUACAAGAAUUUAACAGUCCGCAAUGGCACAAUUAUGAUUUAAACCAGGAAAUAUCUGAGCAAACAAGUAAACACGACUAACGAUCUCAUCGAGAAUUCAAUGCCAGCAUAUGGUAGUUUUUAAUUUAAUACUUGGUGCUACAGACCCGUUGUGAUUAUUAUUAAACUGAGGCUCAAAAUCCAGCCAAAGUGAACAGAUGUCACAAUAAAUAAUGAAUUACCACGAGGAUGAAGCUCUUCAGUACCUUCAGUUUGAGGGAUUUUCAUCUUUUUCCAUUGAAUAGUGAUAAAACAAAUGUACACUGCUGCUAGUGUGCAAUUAAUUCUUGUUUAUAAUAAUUGGACACAUUCAGAUUUCAGACAUUAUGUAAACCAGAUAUAUUCAAGACUCAUACUUAACAGGUCAAACAUCUACUUCAACUUACCCUCAAUUUGAAGACAAUACUUCAUUUGUUACAUUUUUGCUGCAGUAGAUGCUGAUUUUAAUAGAAGAACAUAAAAGGCCUCAUGAACGUAAACCUUUUGACCUCAGUGGCGUUCCAGCGCAUGCAGCUCGUAUUCAAAUGCAUCAUGGUCGUGUUUCGUGUCAGUAUGUUGCUCUUAGGACUGCACGAUUAAAUUAGAAGUCAAAUUGAAAUUUUAUUGCAGAAAUGUGAAGCGGGGAAGGGGGGGGGGGCGGUUUCUUUUAAACGAUGUUGCCUUUUACAAGUAAUUAAUCUGCAGAUAUUUUGUCAGAAUAUUCAUGUGGAUGAGAGAAUCUUAUCAAUGUGCUUGAUUAAUAUUAGAUGUAAUCAGAAGCCUUUAUUUACUUACUGAAAACAAAGUCAAUAAUGAACACGAUGAAUAUACAUGAGCCGCAUCGACUGUGAUUAAACUGCCUACUAAAUUUA
Thunnus maccoyii (southern bluefin tuna) is the source of this 4407-nucleotide messenger RNA. RefSeq names its product ST6 (alpha-N-acetyl-neuraminyl-2,3-beta-galactosyl-1,3)-N-acetylgalactosaminide alpha-2,6-sialyltransferase 6 (gene st6galnac6). The coding region runs from base 2077 to 3015 and encodes 312 amino acids. The transcript is spliced from 5 exons. Gene Ontology annotation, molecular function: alpha-N-acetylgalactosaminide alpha-2,6-sialyltransferase activity. The record is from RefSeq and is a predicted model, not a curated record. Gene Ontology annotation, biological process: ganglioside biosynthetic process; oligosaccharide metabolic process. Lineage: Eukaryota; Metazoa; Chordata; Actinopteri; Scombriformes; Scombridae.